CCGGUACUGAUGGUCUUGUGAUUUUUCGAUGUUUCCUAACUUUAUCGAUUUACAACAUUUUAACUCAUUUAAGUGAUUCCAUGUCUCAUACCUGAUUGAAGAUAUUAUAUUCAAGAAUCAAUAUUAUAAUCAAUAAUGAAGAAGAAGGUAUUACUGAUGGGGAAAAGUGGUUCGGGGAAAACCAGUAUGCGGUCAAUCAUCUUUGCAAACUAUAUUGCACGGGACACCAGAAGACUUGGCGCAACAAUUGAUGUUGAACAUUCACAUGUCCGUUUCCUUGGCAACCUAGUACUGAAUCUUUGGGACUGUGGAGGCCAAGAAGCCUUCAUGGAAAACUAUUUUGCCAGUCAACGUGAUAACAUUUUCCGUAAUGUCGAAGUCCUCAUAUAUGUCUUUGAUGUUGAAAGCAGAGAGCUUGAAAAAGACAUGCAUUAUUACCAGAGUUGCCUAGAAGCAAUUCUACAAAAUUCUCCCGAUGCCAAAGUUUUUUGUCUGGUGCACAAGAUGGAUUUAGUCCAAGAGGACCAACGCGAAUUGAUAUUCCGAGAGAGAGAAGAGGAUUUAAAGAGGCUGUCUAAGCCACUUGAAUGUACUUGCUUUGCUACAUCAAUAUGGGAUGAAACAUUGUAUAGGGCAUGGUCAUCCAUAGUUUAUCUGCUCAUCCCAAAUGUACAGCAAUUAGAGACCAACUUGGAGAACUUUGCAAGCAUAAUGGAUGCCGAUGAGGUGCUGCUCUUUGAGAGAGCAACUUUUCUAGUGAUAUCACAUUGUCAGCGACAGCAUCAUCCUGAUGUGCACCGGUUUGAGAAGAUCAGCAAUAUAAUUAAACAAUUUAAGUUAAGCUGUAGCAAACUCGCGGCCAGUUUCCAAUCAAUGGAGGUCAAAAAUUCUGCGUUUGCUGCAUUUAUUGACGUCUUCACUUCAAAUACUUACGUCAUGGUGAUCAUGUCAGACCCAAAUAUACCUUCAGCAGCAACACUCAUUAACAUAAAGAAUGCACGGAAACAUUUUGAGAAACUGGAACGAGUGGACCAACAAGGAAUCACAUCAAUGGGUGUGAGGUAAUAUACAUUGUCACACCCCUAUGAUUUAAAAUAAACCAGUCCAUUCAAUCAAUUUGGACAAGUCCAUUACUGAAGCAAAAGAUAAUGAAGGGGUGCAAAGACAUAAAUGGCAGUAUUUAUGCAGUGUAAAUAUUAUAUCAUGAAAAUAUUGUGACUUACAACUCAUAUAAUUCAGUUGUUUUUGACAAUGUUACUAUGGUAAUUGUUGAAUUGUGAAAGACUAUUACAGGAAUCAAAAUUGAUAAUAAUAUAUGAAACAUUUGCUGAAUCAGAUGAUGAAUCAGAGUGAAAUAAGAAUGAUGACAAAAACCUUGACUCAGUUGGUUCAGCAAUGAGACAUUGAUAAGAGCUGAGCCUUUGAAAGAAAAUCUUAGGAGAAAUCAUGUAAUGCAUGGGGCCAUGCCAUGCAGGGUAAACCUCCAAUUCAUAUUCUGAAAUCACAAUACUCUACAGUAUGUUAGAGUAUGAUACCAUAUGAUACUGUUAGAGUAUG
This is a messenger RNA of Owenia fusiformis, 1557 nucleotides long. Lineage: Eukaryota; Metazoa; Annelida; Polychaeta; Sabellida; Oweniidae. The record is from the annotation of a GenBank genome assembly.